Molecule: messenger RNA, 1023 nt
Organism: Adineta steineri
Lineage: Eukaryota; Metazoa; Rotifera; Eurotatoria; Adinetida; Adinetidae
Source: the annotation of a GenBank genome assembly
AUGAUGCUACGAAAUUCUUGUGUUUUUGCUCUAGUUUUUUUCUUGACUAUUAAAAUUUUAACGAUCGAUACUCGUUCGAUUUCGGAAAAUACUAUUGAAUCUAUUUUAAAUAAUCCAACGAAUGAUACGCAUCGGAAAUUAUUACAUGCUUUUACUGGUUAUCGACAUCGUUUUGAACAAUCUCCUAAUUUCAAAGCACUUCGAUGGAAUGCAAGAAACUUAAAAAUCGAAGGAUUAUGUGAACUUUGUGAUAUUGGUGCACCAUUGGUUCGACUACUUCUUGAACUUAAAGAAACAGCUCUUAUUAAUGAAGCAGUUAGUCUCUUCUGUAAAGAAUAUAAAUCACUUGAUGAAAAUGUUUGCCUUGGUGCUGCUCAUGAAUAUAUGGGCGUCGUAUUUCAAGUUGUUGAAUUAGCUCCUCUAACUAACAAACAACUUUGUGCAUUAGCAUUUGAUUGUCAACCACAAACAGAUUUUCCUGUCUUUAGUUGGAAUGUAACAUUUCCUAAUAAACCAAAACCAACACCACGACCACCACAACCACCUUCAUCAGGAUCACCGAUACUGAAUGUUCUUCAUCUAUCUGAUAUUCACGUUGAUUUUGCUUAUAAACCAGGUUCUCAAGCUGAUUGUUCUCAACCACUCUGUUGUCGACAAGGUCAACCAGCUCCGGGACAUGCUGGUGCAGGAUUUUGGGGUGAUUAUCGAAAUUGUGAUAUUCCUUAUUGGACAGCAGAAGCAACAUUAAAAUAUGCAGCCGAAAUUGAGAAAGUAGAUUUCAUUUAUUAUACAGGUGAUUUACCAGCUCACAACGUUUGGAAUCAAUCUCGUGCAGAUCAACUCUAUUCCAUCAAUACUAUCAAUAAUAUGUUAGCAAAAAUAUUUCCUAAUAAAACAAUCUAUUCAGCUGUUGGUAAUCAUGAAGCUGCUCCAUGUAAUCUAUAUCCAACACCAAAUAUUAAGACAGAUAACAUAUCAUGGUUAUAUGAAGUAUUAGCUGAUAAUUGGAUAAGAUUUGGUUUA